AUGGCAUACUUAUCUUAUUUAUUCAAAUUUCUUAAUAAGGACAAUAAAUCAAAAUUAAUUUUUCAUUUUAUCCUAUUAAUUAAUCUGAGUGAAGUGCUGAUUAUAAUUUUUUAGAAAACAAUAAUAACUUUAUUCAUUAGGUAAUUUUGCAAAAAUGAUGAAUACAAAAAAAUAUGGAUUUAACACAUUAACCUACAAGUUGCCUUUACGAAUGAGUGCUAUGAGCUCAUUAGAUUAAAAAAUCUAUCAGGACUAAUUCUACAAUAAUAUGUAUAAAGAUUGAUUUAUUGGGAUUAACUCCCUUAAAGAGAAAAAACUGGUGAAAGUAAAAGAGAAUAAUUUAUAUUUAGGUGUUAAAAACUAAUUAAUUAUAGGAUAGAGGAUAAAUGUUAAAAAAUUAAACUGCUAUAAAAAGGCAUUUUCGUGUCUCAAAAAAAAAGUUAAAAUCAAUUCAAUAGUCUAAUUCUCAGCUAAUGAUAGAAACUUUGGAAAUUUGAACUUAUUAAUUUAUAAUGGUAGACAUCAUUCUAAAUUCUUAGGUGAGGCUUUAUAAAGAAUGAAUCGUUUGAAAGAAGAUUAGGAAUAUUCUGGGUUGGAUUAUAUCGAAAGCCAUGAAAAUGCAAAUUAAAAUGAUGACAAAGGUAGAUUGGGUUUGCAUAAUUUAAUAGCUUAAGAACUAGUCAAUAAGCAUAGGUUUGAGGAAGUAUUGAAAUAGUUUGAUUUUGCAAUAUUGAAAAACCCCAACAAUUCAUCUUAUUAUUUUCACAAAGGUGAGAUAAAAUCAAUAUAAGCUUUUAGCCAAUACAUUACAUAGAAUGAAUAGAUUUGAAGAAGCCUUGGAAUAUUUUGACUUAGCUAUUUAGUAGAACCCUGAAAAUCCGAUUUAUUAUCAUAAUAAAGGUAGAAUUAAUAUUGCAUAGAUUUUUAGCUCUAACUUUAGAUAAAAUGAAUAGAAUCUAAAAAGCAUUGGAAUAUUAUGAUUUAGCCCGAAAAAUAAAUCCUGAAAACCCAACUUUUUAUAAUAAUCAAGGUAGGUGUAAUUUUGCAUAGCUUUUUAGCUUUGACUUUAUCACAAUUCAAUAGAUUUGAAGAAGCCUUGGAAUAUUUUGAUUCAGCUAUUUAGAAAAACCCUGAAAAUUCAAUUUAUUAUUAUAAUAAAGGUAGAAUUAAUUUUACAUAGAUUCUUAGCUAUAACUUUAGAAAAAAUGAAUAGAUUUUAAGAUGCAUUGAAACACCAUGAUUUAGCUAUUUUGAAAUACCCUGAAAAUGCAGAAUAUUAUCGUGGAAAAGGUAUAACUAACUUCAUAUAAUUUAAUAGCGGAUACUCUAAGAUAAAUGAAUAGAUAUCAAGAAGCCAUUGAAUAUUAUAAUUUAGCUAUUUAAAAAAA
Messenger RNA from Paramecium octaurelia, 1388 nucleotides. NCBI's taxonomy places the organism in Eukaryota, Ciliophora, Oligohymenophorea, Peniculida, Parameciidae. The record is from the annotation of a GenBank genome assembly.